Messenger RNA from Sinocyclocheilus grahami, 2251 nucleotides. RefSeq names its product receptor-interacting serine/threonine-protein kinase 2-like. The transcript is spliced from 14 exons. Lineage: Eukaryota; Metazoa; Chordata; Actinopteri; Cypriniformes; Cyprinidae. Gene Ontology annotation, biological process: positive regulation of canonical NF-kappaB signal transduction; innate immune response; regulation of apoptotic process. Bases 1 to 2118 code for a protein of 705 amino acids. Gene Ontology annotation, molecular function: ATP binding; JUN kinase kinase kinase activity. The record is from RefSeq and is a predicted model, not a curated record.
AUGGAGUUUGACUUUACUGAAUUUACUCUUUGUCCUACAAUUGAAGCCUUUAAUCGUUGCAAGAAAAAAUAUCUUAUUUUGGUGGCAGAGUUCUUCCGUAUUGACGUUCGAAAAGAUGUUAGAAAACAAGUGCUUAAGGAGGAUCUGUUUGGGAAAUUGGUAGAGGCAGGUAUUUUACCAGAGGAGUCUGAGGGUGGUGUUGAAGUUCAGUCUGAAGUGGCAGUGGAAACUGCAGCUGAAAAUAUCUUCCCACAGUCAAUGAAUGGCUUCAACGGAGUGAGGCCAUCUGGAAUGAAGCUCACACUCAUCGUCAGCAAGCCAGAAGACAGAAAGAACGUGCUGACCGUCAUUGACACCCUAUCCCCGAAUAUACUCCUGGCCAGUGGGUCUGGCUCUCCACUUGUGACCUUCGUCUCCUACCCUGACACAAACUCAGUCUCAGGAGUGAAUGACCUAGAGAAGGCCCGGGACCAGGGACCCCCUCCGAUCAUGAUAGACUCUGAGGAGGCUUACCAGGUGCGAGAAAUCCUGGAUUCCCGAUGCCGGGGAAGAAUUCUUCAGUAUCUUGUGGACUGGGAGGGGGAAAGGAAUUGUUUAUUGAAGGAAGCUGAGGUGCUUCACAAAGCUCGAUUUAACCACAUCAUCCAGAUCUUUGGGGUGUGUAAUGAGCCCGAGUUCUUCUGCAUUGUGACUGAGUACAUGACCAAUGGAUCACUGGAUGAGCUUCUACAUGAGAAAGAUAUGUACCCAGUGGUGGCCUGGACAUUGAGGCUGCGUAUUCUUUAUGAGAUCGCUUUAGGAGUAAACUUCCUCCACAAUAUGUCACCACCCCUUCUACACCAUGAUCUUAAAACUCAGAACAUCCUGAUGGAUGGGGAGUACCAUGUUAAGAUAGCUGAUUUUGGCUUGUCUAAAUGGCGCCAGCUCUCGAUCACUAAAGGGUCCGGCUCCAAACCUGCCGAAAUGGGAGGCACAGUCAUUUAUAUGCCACCUGAGGAGUACGAACCUUCCAAGAACCGCAGAGCGGAUGUCAAAUAUGACAUGUACAGUUAUGCCAUCAUCAUGUGGGAAGUGCUUUCAAGACGGAUACCAUUUGAAGAGGCCACCAAUCCCAUGCAGAUCAUGUUCAGUGUUCUCCGAGGAUCUCGACCUGACAUGGGCCUGGACAGUCUGCCAGCAGAAAUUCCCAGUCGAGAGACCCUCAUUAACCUCAUGACCUGCGGCUGGACCGCUAACCCAGAUGAACGGCCCUCCUUUCUCAAUUGUCUUAUUGAACUGGAGCCCAUGCUGAGAAGAUUUGAUGAGAUUGAUUUCUUGGAAGCAGUGUUGGAAGUGAAACGAACAAAGUAUAUGAGGCCAUCAAGCUGCUACUCAUCAACUCAAACAAAUGAGAAACUAAUGGAAGAAAAGAUUGUGAAGGAGCAAAACAUCCCUUGGCCAGACAACAGUUCCACAUCCAGCUCUUCCCAGGAAGCAGAAAUAUCCCAUCCUGGCUGCCUUACCAUAUCAAAUCCCUCUCAAGGUGUGUCAGGUGCUCAGGCAUCAUUAAUGUCCCUUCCACUUGAUCCUCCAAAGCCUCUUGUGGACCACUACUCUCGGAACAACCUCAGCCCUGAAUACCAGACGGCGCAGCCCGUGUCCGACCUCAACAUACCUUUCAAACCGCAUGCGUCACAGAGUGAAAGUGACCUGGCUCCUGUCAUACAACCCCUCACGCUGCAGCCACAUCCACAAGAUUUUGUCACAGCAUUGGACACUCAAGGUCUGGCGGCUCGCUGGAUUGCUGCCCGAAGGGAGGAUGUCGUGCGGCAGAUGACGGAGGCGUGUCUCAAUCAGAGUUUAGAUGCUCUGUUGUCCCGUGAGCUGCUGAUGCGCGAAGACUAUGAACUGGUCGUGAACCAACCCACACGUACUGCCAAAGUGCGGAAGCUUCUGGACACUUGCGAGCGGCAUAGUGAGGACUUCUGCCGUGUGGUGGUGCGGAAGCUCCAGGACAACAAACAGAUGGGCCUGCAGCCCUACCCCGACCUCAGCACCACCAGCCCUCCACCUCCACCUUAUACCGCCCCCAGCGCCCCCUUCCUAUCCAACUCCUUCAACACCACACGAAACUUCUGACCUUCUCCCAACUCUCCGUGAGCUCUGGAGCUCUCAUGAAGAAACAGAUGUCUUUAGGCCAAAAGCUCUGCCCGGGGUCACGGGGAGACCUGGACCUGAAGAAGCCUGCAAUGGUCCAGACUCGCAGGAGGAG